AUGUCUUUUGUAACUCACCUCUUCUCUCGCUUCUCUCCUUCCAGCCUGACUGGCAAAGAGGCCCUGACCCAUUUCCCGUCGCUGGGCGGCCCGGGGGGCCCGGGCCCGGGCAAGGGCCACGUCAAGCAGUGCGAGCUGCUGCAGCUGUCCCGCAGGCAGAAGCGCCUGUGCCGCAGGGAGCCGGGGCUGGCCGAGACGCUGCGCGACGCCAUCCGCCUGGGCAUCCUCGAGUGCCAGUUCCAGUUCCGCAGCGAGCGCUGGAACUGCAGCCUGGAGGGCCGGCCCAGCCUGCUCAAGAGAGGUUUCAAGGAGACAGCCUUCCUGUACGCCGUGUCCUCGGCGGCGCUGACGCACUCGCUGGCGCGGGCGUGCAGCGCGGGGCGCAUGGAGCGCUGCACCUGCGACGACUCCCCAGGGCUGGAGAACCGCAAGGCCUGGCAGUGGGGCGUCUGUGGGGACAACCUCAAGUACAGCACCAAGUUCCUGAAAAAGUUCCUGGGGCAGAAGAGGAUCGGCAAAGACCUGCGGGCUAAGGUGGACAUCCACAACACCAACGUGGGCAUCAAGGCGGUGAAGAACGGCCUCAAAACCACCUGCAAGUGCCACGGCGUGUCGGGCUCCUGCGCGGUGCGGACGUGCUGGAAGCAGCUCUCCCCCUUCCACGAGAUCGGGCGGCUCCUCAAGCUGCGCUACGACGACGCCGUCAAGGUCUUCAGCACCAGCAACGACGCCGUGGGGCACUCGGAGCUGGCGGGGCCGCACAGGCACGGCCCCCCGGGCCGGCAGCCGGCCCUGCCGCGCCCCACGGACCUCGUGUACGUGGAGGACUCGCCCAGCUUCUGCCGGCCCAGCAAAUACUCGCUGGGCACGGCGGGCAGGACCUGCUCCCGAGAGGGCAACUGCGACAGCAUGUGCUGCGGCCGCGGCUACAACACCCAGAGCCGCCUGGUCACCUUCUCGUGCCACUGCCAGGUGCAGUGGUGCUGCUACGUGGAGUGCCAGCAGUGCAUGCAGGAGGAGGUGGUCUACAGCUGCAAGCAGUAGGGACAGCGCCCGCGGGGCGAGGCGAGGCCGGGGAAGCGCCGGGGGGACGGGGACACGGCGCUCUGCUGCGGGGCGAAGGCGAGCGCCCAACGCGGGCUGUGCUCCUGCAGCCUCGGCGUUGAUGCUCCAGCCUGGGGAGAGCUCCUGAGGGAGCGGGGAGAACCGCAGGCUUUGCCGGGUGUCGGGUCAGGAAGGAGGGACAGGGACAGCAGAAACCCUGAUGCAGCCACAAAUGUCCCUCGAGUUGAAACCUGUACUCACCUCUGCGGGAAUAUCCUCCUGCUCCACCGCUCCUGGAAGUGCCCUGGGGCGGUGACAUCGGGACACUGAGGGCGGGUGCCCUGCAGAAAAGAGAAUGAAGGGGCCGGGGAGGCAACAACCAGAGACUGGCUCCGGGUGUGGCAAGGACAGGUGUGCUCCUGCAGCCAGGCAAAAGGACUGUGGCAGCGGGGGAUUGCCAGUGCCGCUCCCUGCGAGCCCUUCCUGCUGUGAACUCACCGACACACUGCUGAAUAAUCUCGUCUUGGCACAAGAACUGUGCCUCGGAAAUACCGGUUUACAGACAAAGGGAGCCUGCGUCCAUCACCUCCCAGGUCUGCAGUUUAGAUAUGGGACUCCAGGUGCAUUUUAACCACCUUUUAACCUUGCAGUUCCAGCUCACCUGGAGUUGCCUCUGUGACAGUGUUUGAGCCGCGGGAGCUCAGCUGAGGGCUGGGAAGUCACCCCCUGCAGCACGUGGCCUCACGGGGGGUAUUUAUUAGUGGUGUCCCAGGAUGAUGGUGCCAGUUUUGCAUCUCUCUUCCUCCUCCUCCCCGCUCAAUCGAUCAAUCAAUCAAUCACCUUUUUGUCCUCUGUGCAGCACACUCUGCCUGAGGUGUGUCACAUCCCACAGUCCUGCCCUGUGCCAAUGACAGCUAAAGCUUCUGAAAGGGAAUUAGAGACCACGGGGACUGGGGCAUCUGAAAAAUGUGUGAGUCCUGAGUGACAAUCCCUGCCCUGAGAAGCUGGGUAUAUCCAGCCCCUGCAGGCGUGAGGGAAGGUGACCCAGGGAAAAGGGCACAGGCUGUUAUAGAGUCAUGAGCCCCUGAC
This is a messenger RNA of Prinia subflava (tawny-flanked prinia), 2133 nucleotides long. RefSeq names its product Wnt family member 9B (gene WNT9B). Gene Ontology annotation, molecular function: frizzled binding; cytokine activity. Gene Ontology annotation, cellular component: extracellular region. The coding region runs from base 1 to 1044 and encodes 347 amino acids. NCBI's taxonomy places the organism in Eukaryota, Metazoa, Chordata, Aves, Passeriformes, Cisticolidae. The transcript is spliced from 3 exons. Gene Ontology annotation, biological process: neuron differentiation; cell fate commitment; multicellular organism development. The record is from RefSeq and is a predicted model, not a curated record.